Messenger RNA from Linum tenue, 321 nucleotides. The record is from the annotation of a GenBank genome assembly. Lineage: Eukaryota; Viridiplantae; Streptophyta; Magnoliopsida; Malpighiales; Linaceae.
AUGAUACCUGCACCAGCGAAAUUGGUCGGCGAUGAUCCGUUGCGUCAGUCCAGUUCUUCACACAUUACCGAACCACAAUUGCCGCAUCGCAACGCAACGCAGGGAUGGGAGGAGGACAGAGUAGAAGAAGCCAAAGUAAGGAACAUUCUGAUGCGGGCGGCGUCAUCUGCCGGCCGGCCGCUGAUCGAUUGGCCCGAAGAAUCACAAAGCUUUGCUGUUUCGAAGGAUUGUGAUUUUAAUGGCGACAGGGAGUGGCUAGCUGUUGCUGACGACGCUCGCCCGAAUAAAAUUUCCCUUCCUGUAGUUGUCGUGGCUUUUUGA